Molecule: messenger RNA, 290 nt
Organism: Funneliformis caledonium
Lineage: Eukaryota; Fungi; Glomeromycota; Glomeromycetes; Glomerales; Glomeraceae
Source: the annotation of a GenBank genome assembly
CAUUUAGUCAUCCUAAAAAUGUAGAAGAAGCUAUUGAUGCAGCUAAACAAGUUGAAAAUGGUCAAUAUUAUGAACAACAAUCUCCUAUACUAACUCAACCAAGUGGAAACAAUAAUGCUAUUAAUAAUCUUACUAAACAAAUUGCAAAUGAAGCCCCUGAUGAUGAACUAGAACAAGUUUUGGACGAUUAUAAGGAAGAGGAACUUAGCGAAAUUGAAGCAUAUAUGGCAGACAGCCAAGAAGAAUAUGAGGAGGAAACUGACCUUCUACCCCUCGACUACAACCCCUAG